CGAUCACAUGCUCGAUCGCCUCGAGGGCAACGCCGUUGGGUUCUACGACAGCGACAACGAAGGCGGCGCGGACGAGUUCUGGAGCGAGAUCCUCGGAGCGGCGAAGAAGAAGAGGCGCGUGGGCGGUCCGAGGGUGCCCCGCGAGCCCAGGGCGCCCAAGCCCCAGAAGUCGCACAUGAUCACCGCGUACAACAGCGAUAACCAGAUGCUCAUGCGCAAGAAGAAGGUGAUCGAUCCGAGGGAGCCGAACAUCCUCAAGCUCCCCGCGCACCCCAUACCGGAGUCGUGGGGCAAGGUCAUCCGCCCGUACAGGCCCCCGAGCGAGAUCGAGGCGGAGAAGCUCGCGCUGCCCGACUGUACGCAGCACGUCAUGGACAUCGUGAAGAACUGCGAGAAGCUCACGGAUCUCGGCACCGACUUCCUCGCCGUGCACGCCAACCCCCCUUGGGCCAUAGACGAUUCCCCCGACAAGGGAAGCAUCACGGUUGAGAUGGUGGCCAAGAUCCCGUUCCAUAAGCUCGCGCCCUACGGCUUCGUGUUCAUGUGGGUGGAGAAGGAGAACCUCAGCGCCGUGUGCGACGCCAUGAUGGACCAGAAGUUCGUGUACGUGGAGAACAUGACCUGGGUGCAGAUGAUGCCCAACAACACCAUCGCCGGGGCGAGGGCGCGGUACCUCCGACGAUCGCACCGCACCAUGCUCAUGUUCCGCCGCGACGUCCGGCAGUUCCCCGAGGCGAAGGAGGUGGAACUCAGGCACCAGCGCACCGCGGACGUCACACUCGACGUGCUCCAGACCUCAUCCACGGGCAGGCGCGUCGUUCCCCAGCACGUGUACAAGGCUAUGGAGACGCUCCUGCCGGAGGCGUACAAGGCUGGGUACAAGGGGAGGCUGCUGGAGCUCUGGUCGGAACCCGGCGCGGAGGCGAGACGGUCGGGCUGGACCCUCGUGGCGGACGAAAAGGGCAAAGGAAAGAAGUGAUGGUGUGAAGUGUGGCGAAACGAUCGUGUAAUCAAGCCGUCGCGCGGCGUCGCUCGUGUCUGUACGUCGUCCGUUGUCGCGUCUGUAUUCGCGCCCCGCUCGCUCCCUUUACUUGAGCGAGGACCUCCGCUUCUUCGGAGCCGAUUCGAGGGCCUCCUUCAGCCUCCUCUCCCUCGCCGCCGCGCGGAUGCCGUGCGAGCCCCUGAGCCCACCCGGCGGCGGCGGCGGGCUCUCCGCGCGUCGCUUCGGGGUCCUGCCACUCUUUCUGGACGGGGUCGUCGCAGCGUCCCUCCCGGCCUUAACCGGGGUCCUCUUGGCGCCCUGACCCUGACCCUUGACGCCUCGGCCCCUCGGCGCCCUGAGGAACCCGAUCUUGUCCAGCGAGAUACCGCGCGUGCCCAGCGCCAGCUCCCGUUCGUCGCCGUCCUCGUACUCGAUCCUGUGCCGCCCCGUCGACGCGUCGAAUCCUGCCACGACGCCGUGAAACCACGAAGCAUCCUCCGGCCACCACACCCGAACCCGCCAGCCGACGACCGCGCCGCCGCCACCGGCCCUGAGCGCCUCGGCGACGCGCUCGACGUUCUUCUCGGCGAUCGCGGCGUCCGCCUCGUCCUGUUUCUUCUCCGCCGCGCGCUCGCGACGGAGCUUGUCGGCGCGGCGCUGCUUCGCCGUCUCCGUCGCUACAAACGCCGCUCCCCUCGCCGUCUGAAUCACCGUCCUCUUUCCCUUCCUCUCCACCGAGCGCUUGGACCGGAGGAACUCCUCGAGCUCGUGCGCGGCGAUGGCGCCCAUCUUCUUGGAGCCACGGCCGGUGCCGGCGGUCUUUU
Micromonas commoda is the source of this 1806-nucleotide messenger RNA. RefSeq lists its product with no specific name. NCBI's taxonomy places the organism in Eukaryota, Viridiplantae, Chlorophyta, Mamiellophyceae, Mamiellales, Mamiellaceae. Gene Ontology annotation, cellular component: RNA N6-methyladenosine methyltransferase complex. The coding region runs from base 8 to 979 and encodes 323 amino acids. The record is from RefSeq and is a predicted model, not a curated record. The transcript has a single exon.